ACGGUGUCGUUUUUAAGCGUCUUUUGUAUUAGACGCUUUUGUCCUUGGUUCAAUUUUAAAUUCCGAGAUUGCCCUCACGUUUUUUAAACCGGAGAGAUCUCAUUCAUUUCUCCACUGAGAAACCGCUGCUUCUGAUCUGAGUGAGGCCAUGGCGGGGUCUGGGAGUUCCAUGCUGUAUUCAUUUCUUCUAUUUACUGUCAUUCUCUCGCUUCAAGAAAUGUACCGUGGGAAACUAGCAUCGUCAGAGUUAUACACAAUACUUGGAGGGUUUACCAGCUCUCUCCUAUUUCUUGUGCUACUAACUUUCAUUGGAAAUUUUCAGGAAACAACUGGUACAAGAACUGGUUGGGGUGCUGUCAUAAUAGCAGAAUUAGUUGCUCUGAUCGCUGCAGGCACUGUCCACCGAGUUUGCAUCACUACAUGUUUCCUGUUCUCAGCUGUAUUGCUAUAUGAGGUUAACAAGCUUUCCUCGUCAGCGCUUACACCAAUUGACUCCAGAACUAAAAAGCAAGGUGGGAGAGCUUGAUCCUAUGGAUGCUUACUGUCAAAGCACUUUUGGAGAAUUUCCCCUAGUCGCAUUAGUUUUACAACCCUAGUAUCAUAACUUAUACGAAGAGUAUGAUUACCUAACGCUUUAUUACAAUUACAUAUGAUCUUUUUCGAAAGAUGAGCACCAAACUAAAGUCCAAUCAGUUUUUUCACA
This is a messenger RNA of Lotus japonicus, 703 nucleotides long. RefSeq lists its product as uncharacterized. NCBI's taxonomy places the organism in Eukaryota, Viridiplantae, Streptophyta, Magnoliopsida, Fabales, Fabaceae. The record is from RefSeq and is a predicted model, not a curated record. Bases 149 to 526 code for a protein of 125 amino acids. The transcript is spliced from 5 exons.